AUGAGCCGAUUUGAAGAUGAGGCCGCCGCACCACCAAUGGGAGUUGGAGGAGAAACAGAUAGUGACGGAUAUGUUGCGCCUAAAUUAUACUGGAAAGCUGCGGUGACAGAUAGCGAAUCUGGAUUUGAAGACAAUGGUGGAUCAUCAGUCUCUGCGAAGCCAGUUUUAGCAAGACGAGAGGAAAAGUCAUCUGAUGGCGGUCGUAAUCGCGAAAUCAUCGCCAAAGAUGGACAAGACCAGCGAUACAUCGACGUCACAGACGCGCAAAUCGCCGAAAUGGAGCCCCUUGGAAGCAAAAAGGUCAAAUAUGAAGACAGAAACUACACCUUGAGCGCGUAUGCGAAGUUGACGAAGGUUCAAGUGACUAGUUCGGCCAAGCGAGUCAAGUAG
Molecule: messenger RNA, 390 nt
Organism: Oikopleura dioica
Lineage: Eukaryota; Metazoa; Chordata; Appendicularia; Copelata; Oikopleuridae
Source: the annotation of a GenBank genome assembly